AUGAAUAUCGAAAACGCUGCUAUAAACAUUUUAAAACGAGGCGUAGAAUUAGAUACCAAGAAGAGGUAUACGGAAGCAUUGGUUUGUUACCAGGAGGGCUUACAAAUACUUGUGGAUAAAAUGAAAGAUGAUAUAAAUGAUGUAACUAAAAAGUAUUUGAGGAAAAAAGUGGAAGAAUAUAUGAACAGAGCGGAAACAAUAAAAAAGUUGGUUUUAAAGCAGAAAGAGACUGGUCAGUUCCACGAACAGAUUCAGAUCGAGAAUAAUUCAACUGGCCAUAGUUACAAAGCUUUAUUUGGAAGGUUUUUAGAUGAUGAAGUUGAAUAUGUUAUAGUUGAAGAUCCAUAUAUUAGAAGUUUUCAUCAGUGUCAAAACUUCCUCCGUCUCUGUGAAUUACUUGUAAGAAAAUGUUGUAAUUUAAGAAAAAUACAGUUAACGACAACCAAAGAUGACAAAUCAGAAAACAAUCAAAGGAUGUGGUUUUCAAAUUUAUUGAACGAUCUCAGCCAGUAUAAAGUACACCUUAUUGUUAAGUACUCUGAUACUCUACAUGAUAGGCAAAUAAUAUUAAGUUCCGGUUGGAUAAUAAAAAUAGGUAGAGGCUUAGAUUUCUUUAAGGCACCAGAAAAUAAAUUCUGUCUUGGAAUGUUUGAUAUGGAUCUCCGACAGUGUCAUGAAACAACAGUCGACAUUGUUCAUUCAAAAAAUGUUAAACAGUCAUAUGGAUAA
Danaus chrysippus (African queen) is the source of this 729-nucleotide messenger RNA. The record is from the annotation of a GenBank genome assembly. Lineage: Eukaryota; Metazoa; Arthropoda; Insecta; Lepidoptera; Nymphalidae.